UCCACCCCACGCAUAAGCCUCACUGGCGAACUCCCUCCCCCUUGGAGAAGGAACAAAAUCUUUAAUAUCUUUACAGGAGCGUCUGGAGGACUGACCCUACUUAAUCCAUGCGCAAUCUCCGGAGUGUCAUUUUCUGCCGGAGAAUUCGCUUCGGCGCUCUCUGCUCUAUCUUACUGUGUACGCUGAGCGAGAGUAUCACUGGCACGGCGCAAUAGAAUACGCUCUCCAAGCUGCGUCUGUGUUUUCUACACUCCGGCUCCGUGGUGCGCUCCUUGGCGUGGAUCGCUGUGGAUGCCUUUUGGUUGUGUAAUAUUUCUGCUCCCCCUUAGAGGCAGAACGCCCAGAUAGCCCUCUUCCAAAAAUCUUCUCCAUAACAAUAUACGCGAAAGGAGAGAGUGAGAACCGUUUCCUUCCUUGCCGACUUAUCGCGUUUCGUUUCAGGACUUUUUUUCUUUUACAUGGCGCAAGGUCUACGCAGGCGGGACGGCUUUGCUUCCAGCUCCGGGCGCAAGGCAGCUAACGUGGAUUUGGAUAGCCAAGCAACAGUAACAGCAGUCAAAUGCACGGGUAGCACAUCCGGCACCCCCACCUUCCCGCUCUCCUCCACCCGGCUCUAUGUCGAGUAAUGGUCGGCUCGACUCAGUGGAUGCUCCCCGCUCUUUCCGGAUCGUCGACAAUACCAUAUUCAGCAGCAAAUUCUCAUUUUCGGAGGAAAUUUUCAAAGAGCUAAGAGCCACAUAUGGAAACUGGGGACCAAAAUUUUAGGAAAAAGGAUAUCUACCAGUUAUUUAUUUUAUUUCAUUUUCGUUUUCAUUUCUCUGUUAUCAAUUGAUUUAUCCCUGUUAAUUUCUUCUCAUCUCAUUGUCGACUUGAUUUGUGACACUGCUGCAAUAGUUACACAUUUAAAUCCUGUAGUCUCUUUUGGGUUUUGUUGUUGUUGUUGUUAAUUUUGAAAUGGACUAAAGUCAUCAGUCCAUUUAUUUUUCCUGCUAGUCUAUCUUAACAAGGCUUUCCCUCAUUCCCCUGUCUAAGCCAGCCUUCCCUCUUGAUUAGACUGUCGCGUUGCUUAGUUAUAAUAAGACCGCUUCGUAGGUCAACAAUUGUUGUAUUGCAUUGAAUUUUUAUAGAAAUAUUGAGUGUGAAAUCGUUGCAAACCUACCAUUACUCCAGCACUUCUCCACCCCUUUUACCACGACUAUUUCAUCAGAAUUUUGCAUUCUUCUGAGUGCAGUAUUUAUCUAUAAGAUGUAACACGCGAAAAACAUCAAGAUAAGACUCAACCUGCUGUUUAAACCUCAGAUUAAGACGCUUUUAAAACGUAUUAUUCGCAUCCGUAAGUGUGCUUGUCACAGUCUGGUCUUAGACCGCAUUCUUUGGUUAACAAACUAUCAACUAUUGCUUUUAUCUUUUAAUGACACGAUCACGGCAAUACUAAAGGUGUAGGCAGUUCAGUGUUAAGCAUAAGAUAUAUGUAUAUUCUCUUUAAUGAGUAGCUUUGCAGUAUAAGAACUGGGGUGAGUUUGAGUUGUUGCAGCGCCUUUCUCUGCCUCGUUAGACAAGUAGAUAAAGAAGCCAGUUUACUCUUCUUUUCAACAUUAUUAUAUAAGACAAGUGGGUGCAAAACACACCGAAUCCCCCUUGAAAACAGCCAGAGAGGCUCACCAAUUUCUUCCUAAUUCGGUCCUCACCCAAACGCAACCAUAAGGUUCCUACCGCAUCCUCCCCCUCCCCCAUCCUUUCGCUCAAACAUAUCCCAUUUUUUUAGUUUGGUUUGGUCCCGUAAAUUUUCAAAUAUUUACUUCCUAUACAUCAAGAGGAAAGGGGGUCCCCCUUUCAUGGAAUGCGGAAACAUGGGUGUGUUUGACCGCGGAAUAAAGAUGCUACUGACCACGGUGGGCGCGUUUGCCGCGUUCAGUCUGAUGACCAUCGCGGUGGGCACGGACUACUGGCUAUACUCACGCGGCGUGUGUAAGAUCAAGACCAACAACGAGAACGAGACCAGCAAGAAGAACGAAGAAGUGAUGACCCAUUCGGGUCUAUGGAGGACAUGUUGCUUAGAAGGAAACUUCAAAGGACUGUGUAAACAGAUAGACCACUUCCCAGAAGAUGCAGAUUACGAAGCAGAUGCCUCUGAAUACUUUUUACGUGCUGUGAGAGCAUCCAGCAUCUUCCCCAUCCUCAGUGUGAUCUUGCUCUUCACAGGAGGUCUGUGUAUAGCUGCCAGUGAAUUCUACAAAACCCGCCACAACAUCAUUCUCAGUGCGGGGAUACUCUUUGUUUCCGCAGGUCUCAGUAACAUCAUCGGUAUGAUCGUGUACAUAUCCGCAAACGCGGGGGACCCCACCAAGAGCGACUCCAAGAAGAACAGCUACUCCUACGGGUGGAGCUUCUACUUCGGUGCCCUGUCCUUCAUCAUGUCUGAAAUGGUGGGCGUCCUGGCCGUGCACAUGUUCAUCGACCGGCACCGCAUGCUGCGUGUGGGAGCGCGGGCCGCAGACUACCUGCAGGGCUCGGCCAUCGCUCGCAUCCCCAGCUACCGCUACCGCUACCGGCACCGUUCCCGCUCGUCGUCCCGCUCCACGGACCACUCGCACUCGCGGGAGGGCUCCCCCGUGGGCCUGAAGGGCUUCGGGGCCUUGCCUUCCACCGAGAUCUCCAUGUACACGCUCAGCCGUGCCGGGGACACGCUGAAGGGGAACCAGGGAACGCCCACGGCCACCUACAACUCGGACAGGGACCACAACUUCCUGCAAGUCCACAACUGCGUCCAGAAGGAGCUGAAAGACUCGUCCCACACCAACACAGCCAACCGACGCACCACGCCUGUAUGAGGAAAUCUCCUGGGGAGAG
This is a messenger RNA of Electrophorus electricus (electric eel), 2850 nucleotides long. It is a transcript of the gene cacng2a, whose product is annotated as calcium channel, voltage-dependent, gamma subunit 2a. The record is from RefSeq and is a predicted model, not a curated record. Gene Ontology annotation, cellular component: AMPA glutamate receptor complex; postsynaptic density membrane; voltage-gated calcium channel complex. Gene Ontology annotation, molecular function: channel regulator activity; voltage-gated calcium channel activity. NCBI's taxonomy places the organism in Eukaryota, Metazoa, Chordata, Actinopteri, Gymnotiformes, Gymnotidae. Gene Ontology annotation, biological process: neurotransmitter receptor transport, postsynaptic endosome to lysosome; positive regulation of synaptic transmission, glutamatergic; neurotransmitter receptor internalization.